Ceutorhynchus assimilis (cabbage seed weevil) is the source of this 727-nucleotide messenger RNA. Lineage: Eukaryota; Metazoa; Arthropoda; Insecta; Coleoptera; Curculionidae. The record is from the annotation of a GenBank genome assembly.
UGUAUUUUGAAAUAAAGUUUAUAAAGAUUGAAAUUAAAUUGAUGAUUUUUGAUAUUCAAUUGAUGAUUUUGAAAUACAUUUGUUAUUUUUUUAAAUUAAAGUUGUUAUUUUGAAAUACAUUUGAUGCUUUUUGAAAUCAACUUUAUCUAUUUUGAACUAAAAGUGGAAAUGGUGUAGUUCAGACUUAUACCGCACGUACCCUAAUUCUUACCAGGAUAAAUUAGUGUCAAUUUCUUGUCAUUUGAUUUCCUUUCCAAUAAACCUCAUGCAAAAUUCCAGUAUUUUCACACGAUGCCUAUAUUAUUCACAUUGAUUCUUUUAAUUGCAUCUACACCAAGGCUUCCGGCUGAUGAAAACCCUGAAAAUCCUAACCCUGAAUGCGUGUGUCCGCAAAUAAAUGACACUACAGCAAACUACUCCAGUUCCGGUGAAACACCACCAGACUCAGCUCCUCCGUAUUGCACUCCAAGAACAACAGGCAGAGAGUUCUGUCCUCUACCAUCGGCUGACGGGCAAGCAUCACCAAACUGUAUACCGUUUCCUGAUUAUCCUGCAGUUCCCCCGAAAGGUGAGGCUAUUUUCACUACCAGCUUAAAUGUAGCCCCAACGAUGCAGUGUAGAAGAUGUGAUCUACAAUUGACACCGGACGGAGAUGCUGUAAUUGUCCGAUGUGUCCAAUGUUAUGAAGCUACAGAGUUGAAAAAAGGACAGAAUAGUUAGGUGUUAC